Molecule: messenger RNA, 1381 nt
Organism: Moneuplotes crassus
Lineage: Eukaryota; Ciliophora; Spirotrichea; Euplotida; Euplotidae
Source: the annotation of a GenBank genome assembly
CGCAUGGAAGAAAAUUUUGAAAGGGAAAGUGCCUCCUCCAGAAAGGGAGGCCUAAUGCAAGAGGUUACCACAAAAAAGCCAGAAGUAGCACCCCCUUCUACAGAGCUACAUAUUAGCCUUAAAGAGGAGAUCAAGAAAGAGCCUGAGAUUGAUCAAAAAUCUGAAAGAAAAUUAGAGCAAAAAGAAGAGGAAAAGCAUGAACAAAGAUUAAUGACCUCUGGAAGUAAGGAAGGAAGCUCAACUGCUUCUCCAAAGAAGCUCAUCAAGAUUCCGAAGCAUGCUGGAUCUACCAAGAAAGUGGCUUCUCCGAUGGAUGCAACAAUAGGGAAGAAUUCACCCAUGAAAAACAUAUAUAAAAGCUCUGGAAAAAGUGUUAAAUCCAAGUAUAGAACAAUGAAGAGCCUUGAUAAAGCAAGGAGGUAUAAAGGUGGUCUGGCUUCUUCCUUCAGUAAAAUGUCCUCAUCUAGCAGCCAAGGAUUCAGGACCCACUAUAAUACCAGGCAAGGGAAUAGGAGUAAGAUCCCCAAUGGAUACAGAAGUUUGAUGACAUUGCAAAGAGCUGGCCCUGGCUCCUAUAAUCUCCCUCCUUUACUAGGAGGUUUCAUCCAUCAAAAUAAUAAAAGGAACAAUCCAAGAUAUUCUAUUGGGAAAGCCUCGAAAUAUGAAGUUCAGAGUAUGACCAAGGAGCAACUUCAGAGGAGUCCGGGGGCUGCAUCUCCUGGAGUUGGAUCUUACAGCCCAGAUCAUAACAAAUUUCGAGCUGAUUCCCCUAGAGCAACUAUUGGUAGAGAAAGAAGGUUUAUUCAACUGAAAUCCACUAAGACUCUAAAGAGAGAAGUCCCUCAUGCUUAUAUUAAACAAGACAAGAGUGGUCUAGGAUCUACACAAGGAAGAGGGUUUACUAAAGAGAAGAGAUUUGUUGUAGUUGCCAUGAAGAAUAGGGAUAAGUUGUCUAACCCUGCUCCUUCACACUACAAUCAUCAUUUACACAAUACCAUAUCUUCGAAUUUUGGAAAUCUUAGAAAUAAGGAUAGAAGUGCUACUAAAAAGUACCAUAAUAAGCCUGACUUCAAAAAGCAAAAGGGAUGUUAUGGGAAUGAGAGCUCUCCCGGACCAGGCGCUUAUGACAACCAUCUGCAGACAUCUAGUCUAAGCAGAAUGAGGAGGUCGCAUCAUAACUCUUUCACAAAAUCAGAAAGGAACUUAUUGCCAAGCAAGAAGUCGAUGACUAAUGAACCCAGCCCAGCUAGCUACAAGCCCCAGUCCUUCAUUGGCAAGUGUAAGGGUGGAGUCAUUGGCACUAGAAAAAGUAUUGACUUUACACAGCUUCACUCCCAAUUCAAAGGGUUGAUCAAGAGAGGGCUUGUCUAGUAAAUUAUUA